Molecule: messenger RNA, 1224 nt
Organism: Aspergillus caelatus
Lineage: Eukaryota; Fungi; Ascomycota; Eurotiomycetes; Eurotiales; Aspergillaceae
Product: putative Phosphoserine phosphatase
Exons: 4
Coding region: 329-1117 (262 amino acids)
Molecular function (GO): phosphatase activity
Source: RefSeq, a predicted model, not a curated record
GCGGUUUACUCCGAACUUAAUAAUAGUGAACCGCCGCUCAGGCACCACAUUUGUUCAAUCAGGCAAUUUUAAACACUGUUUGAAUGAAGGAUGGCUGAACUACUAAACAGAUCGAGUAUAGCCACAUCGCGGGGUUUGUCUCCUGGCUUCUCUUCCUUUUCCUCUUCACCGGUGGGAUGUCAAAUGAAUGCCGCAUCCUUUUAGCUUUCACUACUAUUUCAGACUCUUCUUCUUUUUAUUUUUAUUUUUUAAUAAUCCACCUACUCAUUUGUUCUUUGUUUUCACUGUGAUUACACGUAGCAAGUAAUCACUCCCAUACACCGUCACCAUGAGCGCUUCAAAUCUUCCUUAUAUGAAGACUAACCCCAAGAUCAUCUUCUUCACGGACUUUGACGGGACCAUUACACUCCAGGACAGCAAUGACUUCUUGACUGACAACCUCGGUUAUGGACAAGAGAAGCGUCGUCAAGGGAACCUUGACGUCUUGGAGAACAAAGUUAGCUUUCGUGAUGCCUUCCGUGAUAUGCUAGACAGCGUCAAGGUUCCCUUCAAUGAAUGCAUCGAGCAACUGAAAAAGAACAUGCAGCUUGAUCCAUAUUUUAUCGAAUUCUACCACUGGUCCAAGGAAAACAAUGUGCCCAUUGUAGUAUUGUCAUCCGGCAUGACCCCGGUCAUUAGCGCCCUGUUCGAAACUCUGCUAGGACAUAAACCCGAUGACCACCUCGUUAUUGUCGCCAACGAUGUGGAAAGCCGUGAUGGCAAGGAUAUCAAUACUGAGGGCGGCUGGCAGAUUAAGUAUCACGAUGAUAGCCAUUUUGGCCACGACAAAUCCCUGGAGAUUAAGCCCUAUGCCGCUCUGCCGGACAACGUACGUCCGACCUUGUUGUACGCGGGGGAUGGCGUCUCGGACUUGUCGGCUGCUUCCGAGACCGAUCUUUUGUUUGCUAAGAAAGGAAGGGAUCUGGUGACCUACUGCGAGCGUCAAGGAACACCCUUCACCGUCUUCGAGAGCUGGUCCUCAAUCCUGGCCACAACGAAAGACAUCCUGAGCGGCAAGGUCACGAUCAAGAAGGUGGCCCAGGAAGGACUCGAAACUGUCCACAAAGAGAAAAACUAAGGUAAGACAUCUGAAAUUAUUAACGGCGAAGCCGUUGGAUUUAUAAAUAUAGAGAGAGAGAGAGAGAGAGUCCCAUAGAUACUGAAUAUACAUCGUAAAGACAGUGA